Molecule: messenger RNA, 1308 nt
Organism: Penicillium paradoxum
Lineage: Eukaryota; Fungi; Ascomycota; Eurotiomycetes; Eurotiales; Aspergillaceae
Exons: 1
Coding region: 1-1308 (435 amino acids)
Molecular function (GO): hydrolase activity, acting on carbon-nitrogen (but not peptide) bonds
Source: RefSeq, a predicted model, not a curated record
AUGUCUGCCGCGCGUUUAAAAGAACUGGGGGCCAAAGGCCCCCCAGUAUUCAGAAUCAACUUGUCUCUCCCACCAGAAGAGCGCUACAAAUCCCUGGCCCGACAAUACAAAGAUAGAAUGCGAUCAGUGACGGGGAUAUUCGACGACGUAAUUCACACUCUAUCCCCCAAGAUCCCCACAAAGCCAGUCCACUGGCUCGCUCGAAUGUGUCUGCGCAGAUUGUACAAUGACGAAGAAACCGCCGAAAUCCGAGGCAUCAGCCAAGUAACUGGGAUCGAGCUUUAUUUCCUGAUUUGUCUGAACGUGGUGCUCGAUCUCCUGAUGGGAUGCACGAGUGGCGGUGUGCGAAUGCUGGACGGGCUCUGGACGAGAAUGGUGCAUUUCCGCACGCUGGACUGGGGAAUGGAUCCACUGCGCGAUCUGAUCGUGCAGCUGGAAUUUGUUCGCGAUGAUCACCCCGAUAAAGUGCUAGCGACCUGCAUAACAUACGUUGGGUUCGUGGGUGUGCUCACGGGCGUUCGAAAAGGUCUCAGUGUCUCACUCAAUUUCCGGGCUGUGCAUGACUCGAGUCGAAAUAGAGGCUUCUAUUGGAACUAUCUGCUCGUUCUGCUCGGCUUUCGACAAUCCAUCACAUCCAUGCUACGGCAGACUAUCAUUCCUGGACCCGUUGGGUCUAGUAAGAAUCCACUUUCGGUGACGUCGACAAUAUGGGACAUCAUCGUCGAAGUUCCGCCGAUGCGCAGCACGGCUGCAUACCUGAUCUUCUGCGAUGGCUCCAAAACGACGGCCAUGGAGAAAGACCAUAAAAUAGCAACUUGGCGCACCUCAAGUUCCUUCCUCAUCACAACCAACCACGACGAAGAGCCCAGCCAGAUCACAGCUGAAGCCAUCGCAAACGAUAAAGGAUAUACAGGCCUGCGAGUGGCCGAUGGCACUCAGAGUAUGGCGGAGAUUAUCGAGGAGAGCAAAGAGCGGCAAAGGUCCAUGCAGAAGAAAUGGGAUCGCAGAGUGCAAGAACACAAAUCAUUCCAACAAGAACUGAGGAGACGCCGAGUCAAGGAAGCUGCUCUUCCACAGAGACAACCAACACAUCUUCGAUGGAAAAGGAAUACAGAUAUGGGGUGGCAAGAUCCCUCUGAGUCCGAGGUAUCGAUUACACUUGGAACAAUGUUGGGGUGGUUAUGCUCAUAUCCGAUUGUCAACGAGGAUACUCACUAUGCCGUGUUGAUGGAUCCGGCGGAAGGAAGGUUCAUAUAUGCAGGGAAGUUCCCAGCUUCCACGGGUUCACAUGUAUUUUUAGAGAAAUAG